AUGUUCCGAGCAGCCGCGGCGGGACCCUUUGACGAGGUCGUCGCCAAGGCGACCGACGAGAACCUCACCUCGGAGGACUGGGGGGCCAUCAUCGAGGUGUGCGACAAGGUCUCCGGCGAUCAGAAUGGAUCCAAGGAGGCUGUCCAGAGCAUGAUUAAGCGGCUCGCGCACCGCAACGCCAACGUGCAACUCUACACUCUCGAGCUCGCCCACGCCCUGUGCCAGAACUGCGGCAAGCCCAUGCAUCGCGAAAUCUCGAGUCGCGCCUUCACCGACGCCCUCUUGAAGCUGGCCAGCGAUCGCAACACCCACACCCAGGUCAAAGCCAAGAUCCUGGAGAAGAUGAAGGACUGGAGCGACAUGUUCAGCAGCGACGCCGAGCUCGGCAUCAUGUACGACGGCUACUACAGGCUAAAGCAGAACAACCCGACGCUGCAGCCGCCGAGCGCACCGCAGAAACAAGGCCUGACCGAGUCAGACCGACAGAAGGAGGACGACGAGCUUCAGAUGGCCCUCAAGCUGAGCCUGCAGGAGGAGGAGCGCAAGAAGGCAGCCCCGGCGAGCUCGGGCUCCCAGGCAGGCCCCAGCAGCCAGCAGGGCUCUGCGCCGACGCCCGCAGUGCCGGCCGGGACGACGGCGGCGACGGUUAGCAGGGUCCGCGCCCUGUACGACUUUGUGCCGUCCGAGGCAGGCGAGCUCGAUUUCAAAAAGGGCGACGUCAUUGCCGUGCUCGAGAGCGUCUACAAGGACUGGUGGCGCGGGUCACUCAAGGGCAAGACGGGCAUCUUCCCGCUCAACUACGUCGAGAAGUUGACGGACCCGACGCCCGACGAGCUGCAGCGCGAGGCCCAGAUGGAGGCCGAGGUGUUUGCCGAGAUCAAGAACGUGGAGAAGCUGCUGACGCUGCUGAGUGCCUCCAACACGGCCCCGCGCGAGGAGGACAAUGAGGAGAUUUCGAAGCUCUAUCAUCAGACGCUGGCCAUACGGCCCAAGCUGAUCAAGCUCAUCGAGAAGUACUCUCAGAAAAAGGACGACUUUACCCAGUUGAACGAAAAGUUCAUCAAGGCCCGCAGAGACUACGAGACCUUGCUGGAGUCGUCCAUGUCUCAGCCGCCUCAGCACAAUUAUCAUCAGUACGCCAUGCGCCCGGGGCCUCUUGGCCAGGCAUACCCCCCGGCCGCCGGCGGAUAUCCCAUGCAGGGCCAGCCGCCGCAUGACGCGCAAAAUUACUACCCGCCAGGGCCUCAGGGAGACCAGCAACAGCAUUACCAGGCCUCUGCUUCUUCACCACCAAAUGUCCAGUCUCAGGGAACGCCGGCUCCCUUUUAUGUCGCUGGAUCCGAAGUGCCGUCGCAGGGGGGCGGGCCUCAGCAGUAUCCGCUGCGGGAGCAGACCCCGCGCAUCACCUCGCACGGAAAGCAGGCCGCGUCGCCUCCUCCGCAGGGCGGCUACGCUCCCUACUCACAGCAACAGCAGCAGCAGCAGCCGCCGCCGGGACAGAACCCGUCGGCCCCGUACUCCCAGACGCCACCCGCCCAGCAGCGCCCGACAAGCACGUACGGCGCGCAGGAGCUGGCCACUUCGGUGUACGACUCGCCCGUGGCGCCGCACAAUGCCAGCUUCCCCUCGCAACAGCAGCACCCUCCUGGGCAGCAGGCCUACGCGCCCGAAGACGCCAACAGCAAGCCUCCGAACCCCAGCGCGCCGUCGUACGCGCAGCAGCCCUCGUACCAGCACCACCACCACCACGGCUUCAACCCCCCGGACCAGGCGCCGCCCCCCAUCCCGACGGGACAGCCCCCGCACGGCGGCCCCAUGUCGUCGCCGCCGCUGCAGCCCCACGGCGCGGCGUACGACGCGCGCCAGCACGCCAUGUCCGGCGGCCAGGCUGCUGGCGGAGAGCCGCAGUAUAAGCCGUACAUGCCCCCCGGCGGGGCGCCGAGUGCGCCGAGUGCGCCGACGCCGAGCGAUUAUUACCGCUAG
Hirsutella rhossiliensis is the source of this 1983-nucleotide messenger RNA. Its product is annotated as VHS domain-containing protein. Gene Ontology annotation, cellular component: ESCRT-0 complex. The coding region runs from base 1 to 1983 and encodes 660 amino acids. Gene Ontology annotation, molecular function: phosphatidylinositol binding; ubiquitin binding. The record is from RefSeq and is a predicted model, not a curated record. Lineage: Eukaryota; Fungi; Ascomycota; Sordariomycetes; Hypocreales; Ophiocordycipitaceae. The transcript has 6 exons. Gene Ontology annotation, biological process: protein transport to vacuole involved in ubiquitin-dependent protein catabolic process via the multivesicular body sorting pathway.